Conger conger (European conger) is the source of this 1920-nucleotide messenger RNA. It is a transcript of the gene rftn1a, whose product is annotated as raftlin, lipid raft linker 1a. NCBI's taxonomy places the organism in Eukaryota, Metazoa, Chordata, Actinopteri, Anguilliformes, Congridae. The transcript has 10 exons. The record is from RefSeq and is a predicted model, not a curated record. The coding region runs from base 151 to 1800 and encodes 549 amino acids.
UGUGUGUGUGUGUGUGUGUGUGUGUGUGUGUGUGAGAGCGAGCGUCACAUUCUCGUGUUCUUGUUGAGCUUGUCAUGAGAGCUUCAGCAAGACAACUCCUCUGAACUCAUCAGGUGAAGCAGGCAGCAUCUGGACCCUGAAAAAGGUGAGAUGGGGUGUGGGCUCUCCAGGCUGAGACGCUCUGAGGAGAGGCCGGGGAAGAUCUACUCCACCCUCAGGAGGCCACAGGUGGAGACCAAGGUGGGCGUGGCCUACACCUACCGUUUCCUGGACUUCCUGCUGGGGAACGCAGAGGGCCCCGGCUCGCUGCCCUGCCUGGCCUCGGUGAGGGAGCUCCCAGGGCAGCUGGAGGAGCUGUAUAUCCAGGGCUUCCUGCUGGCAGCGCUGCACCCCCUGAUCCACCCCUGUGCCCCCCCUGCCUGCUCCCUGCAGAGCCAGCUGUACCGCGCUGUGCUCAUCCGGCCCACACACAGUGUGGAGAGGUCUGGGGGCUGCUGUCGGUUGGACUUGGAUGUGUGUCAGCCCCUCGGCCAAUUCCCUGACUACGAGCUCAUUCAGGGCUGCGUUAAGAAGGCCCAUGAUGCAGCAGAGCAGGGUUCCAUGUUGGUGGGGUUCCUCCAGCAGGUCUCCAUGGUGACGGCCGUUCCGGGGCGGGGCUAUGGGGAGGAUUCUUCCCUCUCUCUCCACUCCAGCCCCUCCUCCUUCCUGCAGGCCGAGCUCGACCAGAACCAGAACCUUGAACAGAACCAGACCCCAGACCCAAACCAGUCAGUCCGGGACCUCCCAGAGAAACCACCCAACAGCCCUGCCCAUGAAGAGGAACCUACAGGUCCUGUGGAGCGGGUGGAGCUGUUCUCCCUGUUUAACCAGCAGGGGGCGCUGUGUGUGGAGCCGGUGCGGUUCUACACCGUCAGGGUGCCCCUGCGGCUGGGCUGGCGGGACCGGGAGCUGAGCCGGCUGGAGGCGGGGUGGCUGGAUCACAUGACCCAGCACUUCCGCAGUGGCGCAUCGCUGGUCGACGGGUACUUCCACCUGGGGACCCAACCGAGCGGCGGCGUGCUGCCGGAGACGGUGGAGGGCGUGUUUGUGUUUCAGGAGGGUGUGGAGUCAGACUACCCAGCAGCCUCGGCGUUCGACGCCAUUGUGGUGGAGCAGUGCACUGUCAUUCACGGUGUGCAGGUAAAGACUGACUAUGUUCCACUGCUCCAGUCUCUGGCUCUGUACGGAUGGAGACUCACCUGUGUCCUGCCCACACCCAUCGCCAACGGCAACAGUGAUGGGAGUGUGUGCACCAAACAGAUCCUGUUUCUGCAGCGACCAGUCCUCCAGCGCAAGAGAGAGAACAGGAAGCUGAGUCUCAGUCUGAGGGGUAAAAACCGAGCCGUGAAGAAAGCCACGCCCACCGCCCCGGCCGUCACCCCGCCCACCGCCCCGCCCAAAGGGCCAGAGACAGAGAGGUGGGGCCAGCAGGGGCCAAUCGAGGGGCCAGAGAGAGAGGAGAGAGCGGAGAGAGAGGAGGGCGGGCGAGUGGGGAGGAUGAACGACAAGAACAGACUGAACGAGACGGAGGAGAGAGAGGCCGAGCUGGGGGCGGAGCCUGGCUCUGCUGCACUGCAGAGCGGAGGGAACCCGGAGAACUGCUGGGCGGGGCUUAUGGAUGAGUCAGCAGUGGGCGGGGUCUCCGGGCAGCUGGGAGGCGCUGAAGAUGGACCCACAGCAUCAACCAAUCAGAGGCUUGGGAUGGUGGAUGGGGGCGGAGUCCGGGAGGCUUCAGAUUCAGACUGUAUCCUAGUAACCUGACAUCACCAAUGUGAACGCUCCGCCCACUCCACUGAAGAACACGCCCCGCACCUGAGGGGCAAGUCUGCAUUAUAUAUAUUUUUUAACUUAAAAACGUAAAAUAAAGCCAUAAGAAUCAUG